AUGCAAUAUGAAAACUCAGAACCACUAGCUCAAGAUUUUAAAUUUAUGGAGUUAACCUACGAGACAAAUUCAUUAGUGGUAGGAUCUACACAGUUUAUUAUAGGGCCACAGCCAUAUAUUAUGGAGUUGACCUCAGGGCCACAGCUCCAGGGAGUAAAGUCUAGACAAUUGGAUCCAGAGGCACAAUUACAAGGUAUGAAAUGUGUUAAUUUAAUCCAACAGCCAGAUUCCAGAGUGGUUGACUCUGAGAAAGUGAUACAAAAGCCUAUACUGAAAAAUAUGACAGAAGAGUUAAGUAAGAGGGCACAGCAUCAAGGCAUGAAACCGACUCAAGGGCCUUCACUGAAAACUGUCAGAUUUUCGAUGUUAUCUCCAAGUCCCUUACUCCAAGAAGAAAGACCUGCAGAUUUAAUUUCUGGGCCCCCUUAUCAUAAUGUGCAAUCUGAUGAAUUCACUCUAGGUUAUCCAGCACAAGAUAACAAAGUCUUUAUCCCAGAGCAAGGGUAUCAAAGUGUUACACCUGCACAGCAGACUUCAGAACCACAACCUCAAGAUAGGAACUUUAAUGAAAUAAGCUCAGGACCAUGCUUACAAAAUGUCAGAUUUUUUGAUUUGACCCCUGAACCAAAGCAUGAAAACAUUAAAAACACACCUUUUUUAAUAGAGACACCAUUUCAAGUUAUUGACUCUGUAGGGUUUGUAACAGAGGCCCCUUUUCAGUUAAGCCAAGAAAUCCCAGUUGGAGAUCUGAAAUCUAGUAUAUCUAUUGAAAGAUUACCAUCUCACAGCACAACAUCUAUUAAAUUGAUCUCAGAACUACAAGGUGUGAAAUCUGAGGACAUAUACUUAAGACCAAGGCAGGAAGAUGUUAAAUUUUCUGAAUUGACUUCAGGACCAAAACUUCAAGGUGUCAAAUUUAGGGAAGGAACCCAAGGAUCAGUGUUUCAUGAUGUGAACCCUAUGGAGGUGACUACAGAGUUUGGAUGUCAAGAUUCUAAGUUAGUGAAGACACUUCCUGGGCUUCAAGUUAAGAAACAAGUAGGAUUGAACACAAGGCCAUGGCUACAAGAUGUUAAAUUUUGUGAUCCAACAUCUGGAACUCAACCUCAAGUUACAAAACCUUCAGCAUUUAACUUAAGACCACAACUGCAAUGCGUGAAAUUUUUAGCAUCAACUUCAGAACCAAAAGCACAAGGAGUAAGAUCUAUAAAGUUGACCUCAGAACCUGAGCAAGAAGAAGUUAGGCCUGAGAUGUUAGUAUCAGAGCCACUGUCCCAAGGUGCAAAACAUAUAGAAGACCAAACAUCAAGUUUCAAAAGUAACAUUUCUUAUAAAUUAACCUCAGAGCAACCAAUACCUGAUGUAAAAUCUGUGGAGUUGACUCCUGUCCCCCAGUCACCAAAUGAUUAUGAGUUGAUAAGAUCACUAUUACAAGACUUUAAACCUUCUGAGUUGAUUCCAGGAGCACAGCUGCCAGAUGUAAAGUCUAUGGAGUGGGUGCCAGUCUCAGGACUUCAAGAUUUAAAACCUGAGAUGACCACAGAAUCACAGAUGGGAAAUGAAAAGUCUGCGGCUGUAACUCUAAGACAUUACCUAAGAGGUAUAAAAUCUUUGAUGUCAAACCAAGGCUCACAGCUAGGAAGUAAAUCUGCAGAGAUCAUCUCAAGACCACAGAGAGAUGUUCAACCUGUGAAAGUCACACCAGAUUCAAAGCUUCAAUGUGUGAAAUCUAAUGAGAGAGCAAAUUUAGAUUCAAAGACUCAGGAAUAUAAAACUCUAGAGUUGGCCCCAUAUAUACAACUACAAGAUAUGAAAAUUAUGGAACAAGACAUGAAAGCCAUAGAACCAAAACUUGGGCCAAAGAUGCAGGAUUAUGUGCCUUUUGUACCAGUGCAAUUGUUCCAAGCACCUCAAUUGCAAGUUGGGAAACUUGGUAAAUUGACUUCAGAGCCACAAAUUCCAGAAGUGAAAUCUAUGGAUAUUGCUUCCCAGGUAAACCUUCAAAGAGAAAAAUCUAUAUUGGAAACUAUAUAUAGUCCAGAUGCAAUGGUCCAAUCAAAUUCAGGGCCAAAAUCUGUGAAGAUGACCUCAAAGCAAAAGAAGCAGGAUACAGCCAGAAAACAAAUGCUUCCAGGAAUAAAAUACGUGGAUUUACCCCCCAUGCAACAGUUUCAAGAGAAGGCACCUGUGAAUUUAACUCCCGGGACAGAACAGAAUGUUGAGUUAUCUGCAGUCUCACCAGUGCAGCAACAUAUACAUUCAGAACAAAUGAAGAGAAGUUCUAAACCAAAAUAUAAUAAGUGUUUGUCUUUAAUUCAUCAACCAACAAUUAAAGGUAGAGAAUUAGUAAGCCACAACAGGCAGCUGAAAGAUAAAAAAUUACUUGAACCUACUUCAGAAUUAAAUACUGAGUGUGUAAAACCUAAAGAGGUCAAACCUGUUGAACCGCAGUUGCAAAGUCUAAAACCUCCCAAGUUGACCCAAGGACAACAGCUGCUCCAAGUGAAAGCCUUGGAGCCUUCUUCAGAGUCACCACCACCUCAAAGUGGGGUACCACUUGAAUCAGAAAAAGAGCCACAGCUUGAAAAUAUGAAAUGCAUUCAGUGGAUACCACAACCUGAAUUUCAGGGAGGAGAUUCUAUAGGGUUAAAUCUUAAGUCACAAUCUCAAGAUAUUGAAUCUGCAGAAUCAAAACCUUUGAUAUGGUUAAGGGAUGUGAAACCACCUAAGUUAACUCUUGGGUCAAAAAUUCAAGAUACAACAUAUAUGGGGCCACAGUUUCAGAGAGUGAAAACACCUGAGUUGUCCUCUGGACAACAGUUACAAAAAAGGAGACUUUUGGUGUCAUUCUCAGAACCACCACUUCAAGGUGUGAAAACUGUGGAGUUAAACCCAGAGCUUCAGAUGAGAAGUAUGGAAUCUACUAAGUGGAUUCCUUUACCAGGGUUUCAAGAGAUGAGAUCUCUGCUAGAUUUUGAGUCACAAUCUCAGAGUGUCAAACCUACAGAGUUGGAACAUUUGAUACAAUUAAGAAACAAGAAGUCAUCUCUGUUGACUCCAAGACCAAAGCUCCAAGGUACACAUCAUUCUGCAUCAUUCCAGGAAAAACUCUGUCGAAAAUUGAGGAGUACACAAUCAUGUGAUCUAAUGUCACAGUCAAAGCCUCAAGACAUAAAAUCCAUCUUGUUCCAACCUAGGUUUCCAUUGGACGAUGGGAAAUUUCUUGAGUUGAUCGUAAAACCACAUCUUCAAGUAGUGAAUCCUUUACAAUUCUACCCAGGAAUACAGUCUCAAGUUGUGAAGACCCCAGGGUGUUUACAAAGUGAUAAAGCUAUAAAGUCACACACCUCACCACAAUUUAAAAGUAUGACGUCACCUAAGCCAACUCUUCAGCAAAAACUUGAAGAUGUGAAAUCCGAGGUCAGUUCUGAACCACAGUGGCAAGGUCUACAAUCUUUGAAGUUGCCACUUGAGACAAAAUGCCAAGAUAAGAAAUGUACUGAGUUAAAACUCAGCUCACAGUUGCAAGACACACCAUUUUCUAACGUGGCCACAGGGAUCAAGAGUCCAGUUGUCAAAUCUACAGAUUUAAAUAUUGGGCUAUUGUUACAAAGUGUGAAAACUUCCGAAGGGACUUCAAGGGCAAAUCUUCAAGAUGUAAAACAUAAAGAAGGUAAACCCUAUAUACAAUGUCAAGUUAUGGAAUCCUCUGAGCUGAUCCCAGGACCAAAACUUCAAAAUAUGAAAUCAGUAAUAAACACUGAGGCACAACUACAAGGACUGAAAUCUCCUAAAUUAAUCUCAGACACAAAGUUUCAAGAUGCAGAAUCUGGAAAGUUCAAAUCUAGGCCACAGUCACAAGAUAAGAAAUCUGGGUUGACAAUGGAGCCAACGCUUCAAAAAAUGAAGUCAGUGGAUUGUAAGUCAGGCCCACAGUUGCAAGGUAUGAACUUUUCAAGCUUGAUUAAAGGAAUAAAGAUUCAUGAUGUAAAAUCUAAAAAGUGUACAGCUGACCCACAAGUGAAGGUUGUGAAAUCUUCUGAAGUUGUCCCAAGGGAAAAGUGUCAGUAUGUGAAGUCUUUUGAAAUUAUCCCAAGUGAAAUACCUCAAGGUGUGAAAUCUUUAGAAUUGAAUCCUAGUCCAAAAUUACAAGAUGAGAAGUCUUCUAAGUUAGCCCCUGGGAGGAAGUUUUCAGGUGUGGAAUCUGUAGGGUCACAGUCAGGCCCACAAUUAGAAAAAAGAGAGUGCUCUGACCUUAUCAUGGAUAUAAAACUUAAAAAUAUAAAGCCUACAGAUUUGAGAUCUAUACCACAAUAUCAAGGUAUGAAAUCAUCUGCAGUGAUCCCAGGAACAAAGACUCAAGCAGAGAAAUCUAUGUUCAACUCUGGAGUACAGACACAAAGUAAAAGAUUUUACCCACUGACAAAACUUCAAAGUAAGAAUUCUACAGAAGUAAAUCAUAACCCAGAAUUUCAGGCUGAAAAAUCCACUAAAUGUUCCUUGGGACCAAGGAUUCACAGCAUGAUAUCUUCUGAAGUAAAUGCUGAAAAUCAGGGGCAAGUUAAGAAAUCUUCUCAAUUGAAUCCAUGGCCAGAACUGCAAGGUGUAAAAUUUAUGACAUUCAAUAGAGAGCCACAAUUGCAACAUAUAAAAUCUUCUAAGUUAUGCAAAGAAACAAUACAUCAAGAUAAGAAAUCUAUAAAAUUAAAUCCUGAGCAGCAGUUCAAAAGUGGGACAUAUUAUGAAUUACUCUUGGGACCACAGUAUAGAAAGGAGAGAUUUUCAGAGUUAAACCCUGGGCCUUAUACAAAAAAUGAAUUGUACAUACAGUCAAAGCAUUCAGAUGAGCAAUUUCAAGGGCAGAAAUAUGAGACAAAGUGUCAAGGUGAAAAAUCCUCUGAACUGAACUCACAGUUUCCAGGUAUAAAUGUUUUGGCAUACAAAAUAGCGCCACUGCCACAAGGUGUAAAAUCUAAGCUGACUCCUAGGCCAUACCAACAAGAUAUAAAAUCUAAAAUGCCCUUCCCAGGAUCACAUUUUCAAGCUAAAAAUUCUUCUACACCAAUUCUAGAACCAAAACAUCAAUGUGUAAAUACUAGUGAAUGCAAUACUGGGCCAAACAAGCAAUGUCAUAAUGUUUCUGAAACAACUGCAAAUAUGGAAAUGCAAGGUAUCAAAUCUUCUAAGUUGAAUCCAGGGACAGAGAGAAAUUUAUGUCAAAGUGAGACAUCUACGGUGCUUGGUCCUGAGCCACAUUUUCCAGUUUGGAAAUCUCAAUUAACUACAGAGUCAAAGCCUUUAAGUGUAAUACCCAGAAAAUGCAGCCUUGGGCCACAGAUGCAGUGUAAUUCUCCUGAGUUGAAUCCAAGACCAAAUUCACAAGGUAUGAAUUCUAUAAGAUGGAAGCAACAGGUACCUUUACAAGAUAUAAAAUCUUUUGAGUUAACUUUAGGAACAAAAUUUCAAGACGCAGGAUGUGAAGUUAAUCCAGGGUUAGAGAUUCAAAGCAAGAAAUAUAUUCUGUCUGAUCCUGGAUCACAUUUGCAAGGUCUAAAAUCUCAGUUGAUUCCAGACUCCAAGCCUCUAGAUAGAGUACCCAGGAAAUGUACCCCUGGGCCACAGGGACCGUGUGUUAUUUCUCCUGAGUUGCUCCCAGGGACAAAAUUACAAUGUACAAAUUCUACUGGGUGCAGACAUGGACCACCCUCACAAAGUAUAAAAUGUUCUGACUUAACUUCAAGGACAAAAUUACAAGAUCCAGGGUUUAAGGUGAAUCCAGGGACAGAGACUGAAAGUGAGACACCUGUGGUAUUUCAUACUGAACCACAUUUACAAGGUCUAAAAUCUGAAUGUAUUUCAAACUCAAACUGUUUGCCGGGAGCAACCAAUGACUACAACCUUGAGCCACAGGUGCAAUAUGCAGAUUUUUCUAAACUGAAUGCAGGGCCAAAAGUACAUAAUGAACAUUAUACAGGGUGCAAAUAUGGGCCACCCUUUCAAAGUAUAAAUUUUUUUGAGUUGGCUUCAGGGACAAAAUAUAAAGAUAUGACAUCCUCUGAUUUGAAUCCCAAAUCAGAAUGUGAAGAUACAAAAUCUUCUAUAUUAAAUCCUCUACAAAACUUGCAUGAUAUAAAAUGUAAACUGACUCCAGGGACAAACUUUCAAGCAUUAGUGGAGUCCGACUCCAUAUCACAACUUCAAGGUAUGAAUUCUUGUAACUCUAAUUCAGGGUCAGGAUAUCAAUCCAUAAAUUCCAUUAACUUUAAUACAAGACCACAGAUGCAGGACCCAAAAUCCUAUGAUUUGAACUCUCGGCCAGAAUUUCAAGGUACAACAUCUAUUUUGCUUAAUUCUGGGCCACAUUUGCAAGGUGUAAAAUUUUCUGAACCAACUCCAUGUACAAACCUUUCAGAUCUACUUUUGAAGAACCAUCUUGGGUCACAACAGCAAGUUACCCAUUUUGUGCCCACUUCCGACCCUCAGUUAAAUGCUGUCAAUUUGAGGGCAUUUCUACCUGAGUCAUCACUUGAAGAUGAAAUUUCUGUGAGUAUGAAAAAGGAGGCAUUGCACUGUGGUGCAAAUUCUGUGAAAUUGGUUUCUGAUCCUAAGAAGCAGGACAAGAAAUGUGAGGUGUCUUCAUUAGAGCCAUGUUUUCAAAAAGUAGAAUCUGAGGAGUUAAAUCCACAACCACAUUCUCAAGGUAUAAAUUCUGCAGAAUUAUUGUCCCCGUUCAGGCAGCACAGUGUGAGGCCUGUGGUGCCUGGACUAGAGGGGAAUUCUUAUGUGAAAUCUCCGGGAUUGAAAGCAAGGCCACAACCUAAAGAGUUAAAUUCUAAGAAUUACUGCCUCAUGCAGAAGUCUACAGUAUUGGGAUCAGAGCCAUGUUCUCAAGAUUUGAGAUCUCUAAAGUCAAACCUAUGGUCACAACCUCAAAGCUCUUUAGGGUUGUCAUCAUGUCUCGGGUCACAGUAUGUUAAAUCUGACAUCUUUGUACCACAACCAUGUUUUCAAGAUGUAAAAUCUGUACAGUUGACGCCAGAGGCCCAACAGCAAGGUAUGAAUUGUCAAGAGUUGACUUCAGGCCGACAAGGUGUGAAAUCAAUACUAUUGGCACAAGAACCAAGUAAGAAGCUCAUACCAGCACCAAUUUUAACUAGUGUCAAACUUUCGAAUUUGUCUCCAGACUCACAGCAACAAGAUAUGACAUCUUUGGAACUUACUUCACAUCCAAAGUUACAAGAUAUAAAACAUGCAAAAUUUCCUUUUGUGUUUCUGCAGGAAACUCCAAAAUCUACAGCAUUAGCAACAGGGCCACAGCUUCAUAGAGUGAAAUUUGAGAAUCCAACUCCAAGAAUGAGUGAUCAAAUGACAGACUUCUCUGAGUUAAGCUCUAGGCCAGUGCAUCAAUUUGUAGAAUAUGCAGAGAUGAGCCCACAGCCACAGUAUCAAAUUCCCCAAUCUGUGAAUUUGAUUCCAUCAAUGUACCAAGUUACAGAAUCUUCAGAAAUAGCACAAAAGUUGGCACAUCAAAAUGCAAAAACUGUAGAGAAAUCUGUGGGGCUGACCCCAAAGCCUAUAGGUAAAGUCAUGGAAUCUUCAGGAAUGCCUCUGGAAAUAGAUGAGCCAGAAUUUGCAGACCUGACUUCAAGAGAUCAAUGCUCACAAUCUUUAGAAUUAACCCCAGAGAAAAGCCAUCAAAGUUCAGAAACCCUGGGUUUAACCUCUCAGUCAUGGCCUACAGUUAAAGAAUUAGGAGAGUUACAUAUAAAGCAACUGAAACAAGAUGCAAAAUCUAAAGAGAUUAUUCCAGAACUCAAGCAUCACCUUACAGAACCUAUAAAGUUGAUCCCGGAGGCAAGAUCACAAAGGGAGGGAUUCUCUGGGAUGAUGCGGGAGCCACAGUCAAUAAGUAAAGCCACUGGCCAUGCAAAAAAAUCUCCAGCCCCCUGUUCUCAAGCUCUAGAACCUGUAGAGAUAAUUCCUGAGAAAAGACCAUACAGGCAAGAAUAUGUAGCUCUGAUCACAAAAUCAACAUCUUCUGUCACAGAAUCUUCAGAGAUGACACAAGAUGAAAAUGUAGAAUUGACUUCUGAGACAGGGCCACAGGUAGAGAGAUCUAUAAAAUUGACAGGAAUACCACAGCAAAAAGUGGAAUAUUCAAGAUUAGGACAUCAAGUGCCAGAAUCUGUGUAUUUAACUUCUAAGCAAUGUAGUCAAGGGGAGGAAUCUUUAGCGUUGCCGCCAAAAGAAACAGGUCAAUGUGAGAGGCAUGGACAAUGUGGAAAGGAAACUUCUGAGAAAUGGCAGCAAGGGGAAAGAUCAAAGUGGCUAACACAGUUAGAGAAGGAAAAUAUGAACUACUCAGAAAUAGCUCCAGGAGAGCUAGGUGAAAUGAUAAAAUUUAAGAGGAUUAGUCCCAAACCACUAGAUCAAAUCAAUCAACCUACAAAGACACAACUUCAAGUUGCUCGAUCAACAGGGGUAACCUCAGCAGCCACCUCCAAACUUGAAUCUGUGAAAGGGACACCUGGACCACCAGUUGAAGUUGGGAAGUCUGUGACCUUACCACCAGGGUUAUUUUCUCAAAUGGCAGAUUAUAUUGAAUCUAUUUCACAACCCCAGGAUAUGAAAUCAUCAGAGUUUAUCUCAGGUAUAUGGCAGCAAAAUAAGAAACCAAAGAAAUUAAUUUCAGAGCCAACACAUCAAAUUGUGGAAACAAUUGAGAUGGCAGGGUUUCAAGUUGUAAAGACUGUGUUAUUCCCAGGACGACCAUUUCAAAUAGUAAAAUCUGAAAAAUUAAUACCAGGACCAAUUCCUCAGGUUGCAGAACCAAUAGGAAUAGCUCUGAGUUUGGGACCUUGUUUUGAUUUACUCACAAUGAAACAUUUCCAAGAACCAGCAGAACCUGUAGAAUUAACUCCGAGGCCAAAUACUGAAGUAAAAUCUACAGAAUUUACUUCAAAGACAGCAUCUCCAUUCAUGGAGCCGAAAGGGUUAACUCAUGAAAAAAAGCUUCAAACCUUAAAAUCUAGAAGUGAAAAAGCAGGGCCUUCUCAAGUCAUGGAAUCUAAGGAUUUGAUUCUAGACCAGUUGUAUCUGAAUAGGGAAUCUGAGGAGUUACCAUCAUUGGGAGAAUUCGAAGAAGAGAAAUAUUUCCCUAAGUUUCUAUGCAGCUCUUCAAAUUCACUCAUCUCCAGUACUGUCAAAACAUCAUCUGAAUUAGGAUGCCUUUGGGAUAUGGAAAUGCCAGAAGUAUUGAGAAGUUUGGAAACAAAAAAUCUAGACUCUAUUAUGAGACCACUUUCAACCCAUUCCCUGGCUAUUCAUAACCAGCCGCUUCUUAACAUAUUUAACAUUGUAAAAAACACUCAUUGUGAAGUCCUAGGAAAGGACAUGAUAUCCAAGAUGAGGGAGCAAGUGGAGGAGCUGAAAAACUCAUCCAAGAGCCUCUCCCAACGUUUUCCAAAAGACUGGAGGUCACCAUGUAGGACCUUCCAGAAAAGAUCAGGUGCCCGAAGAAGCAUUCCCUGUUCUGUUUUGCGCAGACAACAGAAUGUCUGGGAGAGUCACUCCUGGAGGCAGCGACUACCUAGAAAAUAUCUCUCCAAUAUGCUAAUGCUAGGAAAUGUAUUACAAACCAAUGUGGAAAGGAAACUUUGUUCUCAAUCACAAUUGAGAGAAAGAGCAGAUACUCAUCAAUCUAUUCAGAAUGUAUUUGGGGUUCCGCCUGAGCUGAUGGAAUUUUCCCAGAGUCUACCAGAGAAGGGUCAAAGUGCUAUUUCUCAACCCUCAGUGGGCAAAAACUACAUUCAGAGGAAUACUUUAUUCCACGGUACUGAGAAAAGAAUGACCCUAAGGAUGUGGACACGCCAAUCUAUGUCCUCCAUUAUACAGCAAUACUCUGGAGCUAGAAUAAGAAUAAAGAAAAUAAGUAAGUUUAGUUAUAUAUCCCAUGACUUAUAUGAUCACAUGACUGGUUCAUAUAACACAGAGGCUCAGCUUCCUGUCCCUCUCAAUACAUGUUUGGCUAAAGAUCCUGUUCCAGUAGAAGAGAGUGAGAACUCACAGAGUGAGUUUCAACACUCCCACAGGCCAAAUUAUACUUCUCAGGACAAAACUGUCUUCUCUGAACAGUCAUAUUUGCUACAAGAGCUACAGCUGAAAAUAGCAGCAAAACUAUUAAGGAGCCAAGUACCUCCCAAUGUUCCCCCACCUCUAACUUCAGGUCUGGUCCUAAAAUACCCUCUCUGUUUAAAGUGUGGUCGAUGUUCAGGAUUUAAUUGCUGUCAUAAACUACAGGCCUCUUUUGGGCCUUACCUUCUUAUUUAUCCACAGAUCCACCUUGUAAGGACUCCUGAGGGCCAUGGAGAGAUUAGGUUACAUCUUGGCUUUAGGUUACGAACUGGAAAAAGACCCCAAGUCCCAAAGUAUCAAAGAAGAGACAGACCUGUUACACCAAAGAGCUCUGUAUCUUUACCACUAAAGAAAACUAAAAUUUAUACUCAAGUCUCCAGGAGUCCAACUUCAACAUUAGAUUUAGAAUCUGGGUCUUCUCAGUCCCCUUUACAAGACCACAUUAGGCAGAGGUCAUACAGUAGUUGUGACUUAGUAGAAAAGACAGAUAUCGGUGAGUUUAGCCACUAUGAAGUCACCGAAGUUCACCGUCUACCAGACACUGACUCUGAAAGCAACCAGGAUGAAAAUUGGGCAAUAGUGAGAAGAAAUAAGCCAAAACAUUUAAAUAAGAGAAUCACCAAAGGAGAUAGAACACCAAGCACAAAGUUCUAUACAAAAGGCAGAGAGUCCUGUAGGGAAUUACCCACACACUUAAAAAGGAAGAAGAGUAGCGUGUCUCGGACAACGACUGACCUUUUAGAAAGACAACCUAAGAAACCCAGCCAACCCAAACUCAUUCAACUACUUUCUCAGAGCAUAAAACAGGCAUUCCAAAGAGCAUACAACAUUAUGACUUCUGUUGCAGAGAAGUCUGAGGACGGAACAAGGUUGGAUGAUAUAAGUGUGGGCAAAAGCUACCAGCCAAAGCAAAAAGGUGAAAGCCUAUCAAGAGACAGGAUGUCAGUUGUCAAGCCAAAUCAAAGAGGCUCCAUCACUAAACAAAAGAGCCCUUCAUGGGAUAGAACAGAACAAUUCGUAUCAUCUCAACCACCAAAAAGAGCUCAGUCUUUCCAACUCAAGCUUACCCACCUACCCAAUUCCAAAGUUCCCCAAAGAAGUUCUACACAUCAUACUAGAAGAAUCAGAAGCCGUCAGGGUGUGGUUCAAAAUGACAGUAGCACCAAAGUUUGGAAAAACUACAAAAAUGAAACAUCUAGUUAUGAGUCCAAGAAUUCCAAAAUGGGAAACACAGCUCAGGCCGGUGGAAGAGUGGUACAUGAUUCCUCUAUGAAAGGAACCUCAUCUAUUCACCCUAAAGUAAAAUACAUACAGUCAAAGAAUCCAUAUCAUUCCUUUGGGAGGACCCAGUACAGUGCCUCUGAGAAAAGUCAUCUUGGUUCAUCUCAGAGAAGUCGCAGUCUCUCUGAGAAGAGCCAUGGCAGCAACUCUGAGAAGAGCCAUCUAGGUCCCCCUUCCAGGAACCAUCCGGGUGGCUCUCAGAGGAGUCAUCCAAGUCCCUCUGAGAGGAAAUGUCGCAGUCCUUCUGAGAGGAGAUGUCGAAGUUCUUCUGAGAAGAGAUUCCAGAGUCUCUCUGAGAGAGGUUAUCCACACCUCUCUGAGAGGAAACGCCACAGACCCUUUGACAAGAUCCAUCACACUCCCUUGGAGAAAGCCCGUCUUACUCCUAAGGGCCAUCACAGUUCCUCUGACAGGAGCCAUAGUGUUCCCUCAGAGCAAACCCAUCCUACCCCUUUUGAGAAAAGCCAUCCCAGUCCUCCUGAGAAGAGACAUCAAAGUCCCUCAGGGAAAACACAUCCCAGUCCUUCUGAGAAGAGCCACCCCAGUCCCUCAGAGAAAUACCACUCUAGGUCUUCUGGGAGGAACCAAGGCAGCCCUUCUGGGAAAAUCCACCCCAGACCCCAAGCCCACCCCUGGAUCCACCUCAGUCAUGGCAGGUUCCCUGAGAGGAGAGCAUCCAUCCACUCUGAGAGGGACCACAGUUCCCCUGAGGAGGAUCUCAAGCACUGUUCCCUUGGCGAGAGGCCCAGGCACAGCGUCGUAGAAGAAGACACCAACAACUACCCAAAAAUGUCGUCUCGGGGCCACACCCAGAACCCCCUAAACAAGGCACAUUUGGAGGCCAGAAGCUAGCUGGGCCCGGAGGUGUCACGGACCCCUCAAGUCUUCACUGAACUGCCCUUUCCCGGCCUCUUUUCCUGCUCCACCGCCUCCAUUUCCCUCCGACUGGAGC
This is a messenger RNA of Sorex araneus (European shrew), 12367 nucleotides long. RefSeq lists its product as uncharacterized. The transcript has a single exon. The record is from RefSeq and is a predicted model, not a curated record. The coding region runs from base 1 to 12267 and encodes 4088 amino acids. Lineage: Eukaryota; Metazoa; Chordata; Mammalia; Eulipotyphla; Soricidae.